GCCCGCGCAGCCCCGCGCAGCCCGGCCCGGCUUUUGUUUCUAUUUUAGUGUCGGGAAGGACUUUCCUGGGAGGGCUUGCUCCCUCGCUCGCUCUCCCUCGCUGCAACAACAACAACAAAAAAUAAGGACCUACUGUCUCCCCUCCGCAGACCGGGAGUCCCAGGAGCCGGGAACUGCCUCGCUUUUCCUUUUUUUUUUUUUUUCCUUCUUAUUUUUUUCUUUCUUUUUAUAUUUUUUUCUUUUUUUAAAUCCCGAAUCUAGUUCGGCUGAUUUUCGCCUCUUUUUUUUAUGCUUUCUUUUUUCUUUUUUUUUUUUUUUUUGGAGAGUGUGUGUGUGUUGUUGAUUUUCCUUCCUCUUCCAGAGACUCGAGCGAGUUGGCUGGGCAGGAGAGGGGAAAAAAAUAAAACCCAACAAAUACACACGCACACAGCAUUUUUGUAAAGGGAAUCCCUCUUUUUCUCCUGGAUUUGUGGAUGCACCGAUGAGAGAUCCAGCCUUCCCAGGGACUGCCAUGGCUUACCACCCCUUCCACGCACCCCGGCCGGCUGACUUCCCCAUGUCCGCUUUCCUCGCAGCCGCCCAGCCGUCCUUUUUCCCGGCUCUGGCUCUGCCUCCGGCGGCGUUGGCGAAGCCCAUGCCGGACCCGGGGCUGGCCGGGGCGGCCGAGGCCGGGCUGCACGUCUCGGCCCUGGGACACCACCACCAAGCCGCCCAUCUGCGCUCGCUCAAAAGCCUGGAACCCGAGGAGGAGGUCGAGGACGACCCCAAAGUAACGCUGGAAGCCAAAGAGCUUUGGGACCAGUUCCACAAGCUGGGCACCGAGAUGGUGAUCACCAAGUCCGGGAGGAGGAUGUUCCCCCCGUUCAAGGUGCGGGUCAGCGGCCUGGACAAGAAGGCCAAGUACAUUUUGCUGAUGGAUAUAGUGGCGGCCGACGACUGCCGGUACAAAUUCCACAACUCCCGCUGGAUGGUGGCUGGCAAGGCCGACCCGGAGAUGCCCAAGCGCAUGUACAUCCACCCCGACAGCCCGGCCACGGGGGAGCAGUGGAUGGCCAAACCUGUUGCCUUUCACAAGCUCAAGCUCACCAACAACAUCUCGGAUAAGCACGGCUUUACCAUCCUGAACUCCAUGCACAAGUACCAGCCCAGGUUCCACAUCGUCCGGGCCAACGACAUCCUCAAGCUGCCCUACAGCACCUUCCGCACCUACGUGUUCCCCGAGACCGACUUCAUCGCCGUCACUGCCUACCAGAACGACAAGAUCACGCAGCUGAAAAUCGAUAACAACCCCUUCGCCAAGGGCUUUCGGGACACGGGCAAUGGCCGGCGGGAGAAGAGGAAGCAGCUCUCGCUGCCGUCCCUGCGGAUGUACGAGGAGCCCUGCAAGCCCGACCGCGACGGCGGAGAGUCGGACGCCUCGUCGUGCGAGCCCUCGGCCGUGCGCGAUGCCCUGCACUCGCCCGUGGGCGCCCUGCCCAGCCCCCUGCGCCUCAAGGGCAGCGGCAGAGAGGAGAAGCCAGGGGCUGACAGCGACACGGAGGCGGAGAAGGUGCCCGAGGAGCGGCCGGUGGCAGCAGCCAGCCCCAGCGCCGAGGACGCGACGCCCCGGGGCAGCCCCCGGUGCCCGGAGGAGCGGAGCAAGGAGAGGCACAGCCCGGAGAAAGCCAAGGACGGGGCAUCCCCCCGGGAGGCUCCUGGCGAGGGCCUGUUCGGCGCACGGGGCCUGGAGAAGGACAAGGUGGAGGGAAGGAGGAAAGAGACGGAGCCGGGCAAGAAGGACGCGGAGGGCGGCGGGCUGGGCAAGGAGGCGUUCGCGCCGCUGAUGGUGCACACGGACAGCCCCCCGCACCUGAGCACCGGGCACCUGCAGAGCCUGGCGCUCUCUGGCCUCCACGGGCAGCAGUUCUUCAGCCCGCUGGGCGCCGGGCAGCCCCUCUUCAUCCACCCGGGACAGUUUGCCAUGGCGCCCGGCGCCUUCUCGGCCAUGGGCAUGGGACAUUUGCUGGCCUCGGUGACCGGCGGGGGCAGCCUGGAGAACGGAGCCCUCUCGUCCGCCCCGGGCGCGGCAGGGACGGCCACCCCCUUCCCUUUCCACCUCUCCCAGCACAUGUUGGCCUCUCAGGGAAUCCCGAUGCCCACCUUCGGCGGACUCUUCCCCUACCCCUACACCUACAUGGCAGCGGCCGCAGCCGCCGCCUCGGCCAUGCCGGCCACCAGCGCUGCGGCCGCGGCGGGGCCGCUGUCCCGCAACCCCUUCCUGGGCAGCAGCCGGCCCCGCCUGCGCUUCAGCCCCUACCAGCUGCCGGUGGGCAUCCCGCCCAGCACCAACCUGCUGACCACCGGCCUGCCCGCCAGCCUCAGCGCCGAGGGCUCCAAGGGCGGCAGCCGGGAGCCCAGCCCGCUGCCCGAGCCGCCCCUGCACAAGGGGGGCGCCCAGCGCGCCGCCGCCUCCCCCAAGGGCUCCCUGAAGGAGUCGCUCAAUGAACUGCAGAACAUCCAGAGACUGGUGAGCGGGCUGGAGAGCCAGCGGGAGCUGUCCCCGGGCAGGGAGUCCCCGAAGUGAGCGGCGGGGCGGGCAGCGAGCCCUCCCGGCGGGGCGGAGAAGCACUGGCGUUCUGUACAGCACAGUAUAAAUAUUUAUUGCGGAGAGCGAGGGCUGGCAGCGAGCGGAGGGACGGAGCCGCCGCCCCAGAGCCCGGAGGGAGC
Melospiza melodia melodia is the source of this 2706-nucleotide messenger RNA. RefSeq names its product T-box transcription factor 2 (gene TBX2). Gene Ontology annotation, molecular function: DNA-binding transcription factor activity, RNA polymerase II-specific; RNA polymerase II cis-regulatory region sequence-specific DNA binding. The transcript is spliced from 7 exons. Gene Ontology annotation, cellular component: nucleus. Gene Ontology annotation, biological process: cell fate specification; positive regulation of DNA-templated transcription; regulation of transcription by RNA polymerase II. The coding region runs from base 482 to 2563 and encodes 693 amino acids. The record is from RefSeq and is a predicted model, not a curated record. NCBI's taxonomy places the organism in Eukaryota, Metazoa, Chordata, Aves, Passeriformes, Passerellidae.